AUGAGCUCUCUCAAGAUUCCGAUCAAAGACUCAGGUGCCAUGGGACAUACUACUCACGCCAAGGCAACCGGCAUCGGAAACGCCACGAUGGACGAUGACCCUAAACCUGAGACCCGGCAAGACGACGACUCUGUUGAACGCGUUGACAUAGCUGGAACCCCUAUGCACGAGCCUCAACUGCUACCUAUACUCGAAUUCGUUGUAGAAGAUGAAUCUUUCAUUAGCGACGACGCAUAUGCCUCACUUGUUGAUGAAGGCUCCGGCGGCGUUGCACCUCCGACUCUCGCCAACAAGCCACCCAUCGAUGGUCUCAUCCAUGGUCUUGAUAAUGACGGGUCGCAAAGCUCUGUUGGCGAAGUCAGCUCAAAGAGUGGAACACGAGUCGUCUCGCUUGCUGAAGACGACCCCAGCUUUGCCGCACAUAGUAUUCCCAAAGGUGCUCUGAGCGACGGCAUUUCAGAAGACGGGUCAUCAGAUACGACCGCCGAUGACACGGCUUCGAGCAACGCAGACGACUCUAGUCUUGUGGUGCUCCAGAAGAUCGACUCAUACACCGGCGGUUCUCAAGCCGACAGCGUGUAUCAUAUUGAUCAAGCAAACGAUCUGCAUACCGACGAAGAUAAUAAUAACCGGAACUUUGGAAAAGCCCAUUGCGAGAUCAAUACUGUAGACAACAGUGCAAUCAAUGGCUUGUCUCAUGAGAAUGGGACGUACAGCUGGGUAUUCAACAACGAGGCCUUCAGAAACAACACUUGGCACUUUGGCGAGGAAGACGUUGUUGAACCUGCUCCGCAGAUUCGCAGCAAGAAGCCCGAACCGAUUUGGAAGCAGUAUCCUCAAGCCCAGUACCCUCGAUUCGACAUGGCCCUCAAUCCGACCGGCUGCGAUGCAGCCGACUACGCCCUCUUGGGCCCUCUCAUCGAGCGCGGUCGUAACAUAGAGCUCGACCAAAUCUACCGAAGAGGUGUCGUGUUGCUCAAGAAAACCCAACGCAAGGCAUUCGCUUUCUCCUUCAGUGACUGCAGGCCCGGCAAGGCCAAAACGUUCUAUGGCUGGAUCCCCCGAUGGCGUAUUCCGAGACUUGUGUGCAUGGGCUGGGGCGGCUUUACGCCUGCCAUUCUCCACCGCCAGUUCCGUGGGAGCAAAGUAGAUGGCAAGGAGUUGGGUAACUGGAACCCGGUUCCACCCAAGCGAUCAUCGUCAUACGGCACGACCUUUGUCAGUGAUCGGAGGUCGACAUUCAGCCUCCUGGUGCAGUUCAAGUCGGAGCGCGAGGGAGCUGCGCGCAAAGGAGUCACCACGUUUGCGAAGCAAUAUCGCGAGACUGUUGCUGCCGAACAGUGCAGGUGGGAUGUGCACACCACUAAUGAUUUCUGGCCGACCAUAGUCCCCCCCCACCUUCGAGGAAAGACCGACCAGGUCGUUGUCGAGAUGCCUCAGGUUGUGGGUGACGAGAGCAUGGAUGCGAAGCCGUGUACCAAGGGCGUCGAGCAGUCCAUCGUGUCUGGGGGGGGAGGACAGGAUGGAUAUGUGUCGCUCGUCCCGGCUGGCUGCUGUCAACGAACCUGGGUCAUACCCUGCUGA
Verticillium alfalfae VaMs.102 is the source of this 1584-nucleotide messenger RNA. RefSeq lists its product with no specific name. The coding region runs from base 1 to 1584 and encodes 527 amino acids. The transcript has 2 exons. The record is from RefSeq and is a predicted model, not a curated record. Lineage: Eukaryota; Fungi; Ascomycota; Sordariomycetes; Glomerellales; Plectosphaerellaceae.